Eriocheir sinensis (Chinese mitten crab) is the source of this 3315-nucleotide messenger RNA. RefSeq names its product activating signal cointegrator 1-like. Gene Ontology annotation, cellular component: nucleus. Gene Ontology annotation, biological process: positive regulation of DNA-templated transcription. Lineage: Eukaryota; Metazoa; Arthropoda; Malacostraca; Decapoda; Varunidae. The transcript has 2 exons. Bases 209 to 1870 code for a protein of 553 amino acids. Gene Ontology annotation, molecular function: zinc ion binding; transcription coactivator activity. The record is from RefSeq and is a predicted model, not a curated record.
UACCAACACCUGAGAGCCCAGACCGAGACCAGCAGCCACCCGUUUGCUUGCCUCACCUCUUGCAAUGUGUCACAAAACGCCGUAAUAGUGAGCGCUAAGGAAGCCGAGGAGGGGAAGACAGGUGAAGGAUAGCCAGGAGCUGCGGGAGGUGCAGGGGGGAGCAAGGCACGGCGGCGAGGCGGAGGUCACGAAAGUCAAGCCAGCCAGCAUGGGGUCAACAGAGCAGUGGGCGUGUCAGGAGCUGGAGAAGUUGGGAAUAUGUGACCCACACGUGAUCAUCCACUACCUGCAGCCCAUCGAGGACGCGGCUGAGGUGGAGGACUACCUGACCUCCCUGCUGGAUGCCUCUCAGCCGCCCCACGCAGCCUUCAUCCGGGAGUUUGUUCGGCGGCAGCAGGAGGUCAAAGAGAGCGUGGACAACCGAUUCUACCGUAAACCAGACCUGGAGGAGUCUGCACCCCCUGUCAAGACCUCCGAGAAGAAGAAGCAGAAAGGACCGAAGGAGGGCAAUGGAAGAGGACAGAGAGAUGGAGGAGGAGGAGAGGGGGAAGGAAGCAGUGUGACCUCCCCCUCCACUCCUAAGAACUCCAACACCUCCUCCUCGUCCAACCCUUCCUCCAAGCCUUCCUCAGGUAAGAAAAAGUACACUAAUCUGUAUUCCGAGGACGGGGCAAAUCGGGACGUGGUGAUGCUGAGUGGCCGGCACCGCUGCGAGUGCCAGGCGUCAAAACACAGACUUGUCGGGAACUGUCUGCAGUGUGGGCGUGUGGUGUGCCAGCAGGAGGGGUCGGGGCCGUGCCAGUUCUGCGGUGCUCUGGUCAUGACGCGCGAGGAGAGGGAGCUUUUGGGGCGCGGGUCGAAGAAGUCCGAAGCCUUGCAUCGCCGACUGACGAGCGAGAAAAAUGCCACAGUGAGUGAUCUGCCACCACCGCAGGAGCAGGACGCGUUACAGAAGGCUGUCGACCACAAGAACCGCCUCCUGGAGUUUGACCGGACCAGCGAGAGACGGACGAAGGUUCACGACGACGAGAGUGAUUACUUCAACACUAAUUCCCGCUGGCUGUCCGAGGGUGACCGCACUAAACUGAGAGACCGUGAGGAGGAGCUACGCACCAAGAGGUUUUCGCGUGGCGGCCAAACCGUGACCUUGGACCUGGCGAACCGGCGGGUGGUGGCGGACGAACACCUCACCGCCAUAUACGACCCCAACGACCCACUGGUUAAAGAGGUCCUGGAGAGCCGAACGAGCGACAUCUUCUCCGCGCCGGACCGGGAGGAGAGCGGACCGAAAGUGGAGGUGAGUCGACCUAUGUAUCGCGACACCAACACCGCCACUCACAACACCAACACCGCUCAUACUAAACCAACCGAUGGGAAGUUUGCUGGUUCGCUGCGAGUCCAGGAUCGUGAGUUACAGGAGAUGCGCGAUGAAGGGGUGUGUCUCAGCAUGCACCAGCCCUGGGCAAGCCUCCUUAUCACUGGGAUAAAGCUACACGAGGGGCGGACAUGGUACUCCCCUCACCGUGGACGCCUCUGGAUCGCCGCUGCAGGCAAGACACCCCAGGAGAACGAAAUACGGGAGCUGGAGAACCGCUACCGUGUCCUAUUAAACAACGACAACCUACCCUUCCCGCACUACUACCCGCCUGGCUGUCUCCUGGGCUGCGUUGAUGUGGUGGACGUAUUGCCUCAGGAGGAGUACCGAGAGAGGUUUCCAGAUGGUGACAGUCAGAGCCCCUUCGUCUUCAUCUGCCAGAACCCGCAGGAGAUGGUGCUUAAGUUCCCCAUCAAAGGCCAGCACAAGAUCUUCAAACUGGACCCCAAGAUUCACCAGACGGCCAAGAAAGCGCUUAGACCCAGGGAGGAAUAAGGAUUAGGAGGAGAAGGAGGAGGUGAGGCUGGGAGAAAGAACAAGAAUAAUAAUGCAGAUAGAGGCAAAAAGAGAGGAAGCAAGAGGAGGAAGAGGAAUGUUGAGGCUGGAAGAAAGGAAAAGGAGGAGGAGGAGAUAAAUAGAGACAAGGCAAAAGGUCAAAUUAGAGAGAUAAGGCAGGAAGGAAAGGAGGAAUGAAUGGAGGGAGGAGAAACAGGAGAGAAAAGGCAGGCAGGGAAGGAAAGGAAAGAAUAAGUAAAUAGAGAGAUGGAAGGGAAGGAGUGAGAGAAGGAGGAAAAGAGAAGCUGAGAGAAGGGAAGGAAAGAAAUGAAACAAGAAAAAGAAAAGCAGGCACGGAGAGGAAGAAAAGGGAGUGAAUUAUGAAAGGGAGAGAAAAAAGAGAAUGGAAAGGAAGGAGUGAAGAAUAAGGAAAAGUGAAGAGAAAAAUAAAAAAAAGAAAAAAGAUACUUGUGAAUUUAUACACACACACACACACACACACACACACACACACACACACACACACACACAUUAUUAAAGGGUGAGGUAUUAUGUAUUAUUCAAGUUUACAUAUUAAGAAGACAAAAGGGGAAAAAAAAGUUUGAUUCAAAUAUAUAUUCCUAUGAAAAUGUUAACUUACUGUAUUAUAAGGGAAAAGGGACGUUAAGUUAAUGGCUUGAGGUGAUAAUAUUGUUGUCAAGUUCACCUGGCUGGCUGAUAGGUGAUGGUUUGUAACAUUGCUCACCUGCCCUUUAAGUGAAACAAGUCCUGGAUGUUGAUUAAAAGCUGCCUUAUGUUAAAAUGUUUCUUACCUGGCUGGCUGAUAGGUGAUGAUCUGUAACCUUGCUCACCUGCCCAUUAAGUGAAACAAGCCCUGGAUGUUGAUUAAAAGCUGCCUUAUGUUAAAAUGUUUCUUACCUGGCUGGCUGAUAGUGAUGAUUUGUAACCUUGCUCACCUGCCCAUUAAGUGAAACAAGUCCUGGAUGUUGAUUAAAAGCUGCCUUAUGUUAAAAUGUUUCUACCUGGCUGGCUGAUAGUGAUGAUUUGUAACUUCACUCACCUGCCCAGUAAGUGAAAUGAGUCUUGGAUGAUGAAUUAACCCAGUAGCAGCGGGGAUCAUGUUUCUUAAUGGUCCCUCUAAGCGAGAAAAAUGAGAAAAAAUCAUCACUCACACAAACCAUUUCAUAAUAUAUAUCAAAGCAUUUGUGAUCAGUUUAUGCAUCAUCUAUUUUGGGGUUUAUAUCAUGGCAAAAAUUGGCCCGUCGCUGCUUCACGAUAAAGCCACAAAUCUGGCCCGUCGCUUCUACCCGGUUAAAAGCUGCCUUAUGUUAUACUGUUUCUUACCUGGCUGGCUGAUAGGUGAUGAUUUGUAACCUCACUCACCUGCCUAGUAAUUGAAAUGAGUCUUGGAUGAUGAAUUAAAAGCUGCCUUAUGUUCAAUGUUA